Molecule: messenger RNA, 1167 nt
Organism: Seminavis robusta
Lineage: Eukaryota; Bacillariophyta; Bacillariophyceae; Naviculales; Naviculaceae
Source: the annotation of a GenBank genome assembly
AUGUCCCCGUUUGCCGACCGCCUUCGAAACCUGGAUACCCAGAGCGCUCCAUCCCAAGAGUUCCGUGUUUACACUCUCCAAGGGGCUAUCUUGUCUGUUAUCACAGUGAUCACCAUUAUCUACUUGGUCGCAACGGAAUGGUCCUACAAUUUCCAAGUUCGUUUCUCGGAACAAGUACAUGUCAAUGCUACAUCACCUGCGGGCCUCGAAUUGGAAUUUGAUAUUACCCUCCGAUCACUCCCCUGCUCUCGCCUCAACAUUGAUGCCAACGAUCCCAAUGGACAGGCCCAAUCCCUGCACCUCGACCGACAACAUCACGUAUGGAAGCACAAAAUCAAGUACGAAGACGAUGGAAAACUGCAUUAUGUUGGAGAUCGAUCCAAAUUGGAAUUGGGAAGUACCCUCUUGUCGGAAGACAUUCUCAUGAAUCAACUCGAGGGAAAGUUAAAUGCCACGCGAGAACGAGAAGAUGAAAACUAUUGUGGAAGUUGUUACGGAGCUGGAGAAGAGGGAGAAUGCUGCAACUCGUGUGAUGAUGUCAAGCGAGCCUACAAUUUAAAAGGAUGGGUCCUGCGAGAUUUGGAGCAAGUGGAACAAUGCAAAGAAGAACUAGUGCACGUGGUGGAAAAGGGCGAAGGAUGCAAUAUUCAUGGCAAGGUAGCAUUGAGUUCGGGAGGUGGAAACUUGCAUUUGGCCCCGGGGCGUGCCUUGCAAAACGAAGCUGGUGACAAUUCGCAAAUCUCUCUGUUUGACCUCGUGCUCAGGACCUUUGAGCAAUGGUUUGGUGAAGAAGUCCCUCGGAAUCCCAACCAGUUGGAUGGCGAAGAACGAAUCAUCGCAGAUUCCUACGGCAUGUACCAAUACUAUUUCCAGGUGGUCCCGACGCUGUACAAAUUCUUGAAUGGAACAACCAUUCAAACCAAUCAAUACAGUGUCACAGAGCAUCUCCGACAUGUCAAUCCGGGCACGGGACGUGGACUCCCAGGAGUCUUUUUCUUCUAUGAGGUCUCGCCGUUGCAUGUCAUUAUCGAGGAAGAGCAAAAGGGCUGGGUCGCUUUCUUUACCAGUGUAUGUGCAGUUGUGGGGGGCGUCGUUACAGCCAUGGGUAUCUUGGAUCAAUCGCUCUUUGCCGCAUCCCAAAAGAACCCACAAGGUUUGGCCAGAUAG